AUGCGUCAGUCGUCUGUGCCACCGUAUAGGCUGACCGUCGAAGUCUGCGGGUGUCCCAUCUCCAUGGAGCUGGACACAGGGGUCAGUGUGUCAGUGACGGCCGGGAAGGCCUUCAAGCGCACCUUCCCAGGUGUGCCAGCCGAGGCGUCGGGCGUCAUGCUGCGCAGCUACUCUGGACAGCUCGCCCAGGUCGAGGGUCAAGCCCAUGUAAGCGUCCGCCUUGGCGAUAGGAAGGCCACCCUGUCCCUGUACCUGACCAAGGGGCCGUCACCGACGCUGCUGGGCCAGAACUGGAUCCAGGCAUUGGGUGUGUGGCUGCCGGAGUACCAGGAAGUUGUACGUGCGGUGGAAGACGUCCCGAGCCUCCUGACCAAGUUCAAGGCCCUGUUCCAGCCCGGGUCUUCAGAGUGGGCCGCUCCCAUCGUGCCCGUCCUCAAGCAAGACGGCAGUGUAAGGAUCUGCGGGGACUUCAAGGUCACCAUCGACCCCGUCGCUACUGUGGAGAAGUACCCACUGCCACGCAUUGAAGAUCUCUGGUGGGCGCUGUCCGGGGGACAGAAGUUCAUCAAGCUCGACCUCAGAGAUGCGUACAAGCAGCUGGUGCUUCAGGAGUCGUCCCAGAACGCUGAGUACCUAGGCGAUGUCAUUUCUAAGGCAGGCCUGGCCCUGGCACCUCGCAAGGUUGAAGCGGUGCUCAAGGCGCCCAAGCCCCAGAACAAGAAAGAGCUGCAGAGCUACCUCGGCCUCAUCAACUUCUACAGGACCUUCCUGCCGAACCUGUCAUCGCAUCUGCAGCCACUCCACCUUCUGCUUCGAGAUGGACAGCAGUGGGCCUGGAGGGAGGAACAGAACUUGGCAUUUCAGUGCAGCAAGGAGCUUAUCACCAAAGCUCCAGUGCUGGUGCACUUUGAUCCGGCCAAGCCUGCCGUCCUGAUGGUGGAUGCGUCACCGUAUGGUGUGGGAGCCGUCCUGACCCACCGGCAGAAGAAUGGCCAGGAAUGCCCCAUAUCGUUCGCGUCCCGUCGGCUCCAUGCUGCAGAACAAUAA
Molecule: messenger RNA, 1047 nt
Organism: Rhipicephalus microplus (southern cattle tick)
Lineage: Eukaryota; Metazoa; Arthropoda; Arachnida; Ixodida; Ixodidae
Source: RefSeq, a predicted model, not a curated record